UCAUUCUUGUGAAAAACCAGACACAGGAAGAAAGGAAGAGGAUCAUGGAGUCUAGUGAAGAGGCGAAGCUAAUAGAGAGAGAAGAAAGGGAAGAAGGGAAGGAGGAGGAGGGAAACUCGCUACCAGUGGAAGAGGAGAAGAAGAAGAUGAAGAUAGUUUUUGGCUUCGAUGAGAGCGAGGGCAGCUUCCACGCCCUCAGCUGGACUAUCGAAACCCUGUUUGGCCAUGGCCAAAACCCUGAUUUCGGCACCCUCUUGAUCGUUCACGCCAUACAGCCCUUCCAGCAGUAUUUCUUCCCAGCUGGGCCAGGUGUUUAUGUAACCCCCGUUGUUAUUCAGUCGGUGAAGCAAGCCCAGGAACAAAAUAGUGCCAGACUCUUGGGACGAGCACUGGCUUUAUGUAACGAGAAACAUGUGACUGCAGAAACAAUGACCAUUGAAGGAGACGCGAAGGAGAUGAUAUGCCAAGUUGUUGAACAAGUUCAUGCUGAUCUUGUCAUUGUAGGAAGCCGUGGUCUAGGCACGAUCAAGAGGACACUUCUGGGGAGCGUCAGUGACUACGUUGCCCACCACGCGAAAUGCCCCGUGAUGAUUGUGAAGCCACCAAAAUGAGGAGGAAGUAUUUGCUUCACCUGUUUCUGCAAUCAAUCUGUCCUAUCCUGUAGAUAAACAUGUGAAGAGACAUUGAGAUUUCAUAAUAAAGCUGUUCGUUGCGUCCAUGCCUGUA
Messenger RNA from Nymphaea colorata (pocket water lily), 726 nucleotides. RefSeq lists its product as uncharacterized. NCBI's taxonomy places the organism in Eukaryota, Viridiplantae, Streptophyta, Magnoliopsida, Nymphaeales, Nymphaeaceae. The transcript is spliced from 4 exons. Bases 45 to 611 code for a protein of 188 amino acids. The record is from RefSeq and is a predicted model, not a curated record.